AUGCGUCGUCGCGAUGCGCACGCGCGAAGUACCGCCCUCGUCGCCGUGCUGUGCGCAUUCAGCGCGAUGCACACAGAAUUCGUACGGGCAUCUUCAGAUUCAAUCGCUCGCUCUAAAGCGCAGUGCGCGAACGCGCUGGCGACGAACGACCCGCCGUGCGCGCACGGAACGAUCGCUACGACGGUGUCGUCGCCGCAUCCGGAGAACUGUGCGUCGUGCGCGAUCGAUGGGGACGUCGAGAGAGGAUGUCCGAACGGUUGGCGCGGAGCGAAGUGCGACGUGUGCGAACAGCGAGCGACGUGCGAUGCUCGACGAGUGGACGGAGCGAUACGGCGGGCGAGUGCGUGUACGUCGAGAUGCUGGACACCGACGGCGGAGGAGUUGAGGCCGAUCGGGGAGGUUGGGGCAGCGCCGGUCGGGAAGGUGUUUUCGUGCGCGUGCGGCGGCGACGCGCAGACGGACGCGUACUGUAAGUAUCAGGCGAACACAACGAUCGAGAUGCGCGUGAUCGAAAGUGGUUUGGGAGGACGGGCAAAGUACGCGGUGAUGGCACGCGAGUACGCAGGGAUGCCGAGACAAGAUCAGGCUCCAGACCACCCAGACAAGUACAAGUACGCAGCGCCGGCGGUCUGGGACGCAAAUUUCACGCAGUGUUCGCUAACGAUCACGUCGUGUCUGGAGCCGCUCCCUUCCACGGAAACAUGCGCGGUGUACGAGUGCGGCGCGGGAGAGGUGUCUUGCCCGCCGAGUGAUAUCGAGCCGUGUCCCGGGCGAAACGUAUUUGGAUGCGGAUACAUUCCGGGCACCAAGGAAAAGUACUGGCAGCAUCCGUGUAAUCCCUUGGUGACCCCGAGCGAUCGCGGAAUGAAGUUUUGGUGUGGUACCAACAUGACCCGCGCCGACGGCACGAAUGUGUGUUACUGGACCCAAAGCGGGGUGAUUCCGACGUUGGCGUUGACAUGUAGCACUGGUAGCUGUGUUUACGAGAUGGUCGCCGACGGUUCAGACGGCUCAUGUCCGAUACACUUUGAUCCUCCCGUGUACUGGACCGGCGACAUGAUAACGCGUGCAGUUAUGUUUUUGAUAGUAGUCGUCCUGGUCGGCGCCGCUUGGUCGUACAUCAGAGUAGAAGCGGAUCUACGAUACUUUGAUGGACCCGUCGAUGUCAACGACGACGACGACGGCGAAGACGUCGUUGGCGGCGCAGUACAAGCUGUUAGACGGUUUGAGUCGACGAUGCAGCCGCGAGUUGGGCCAUCGUCUGUGUUAAUUUGGCGUGGUAUGUGCGUAGAAGUCAAGGGUAUGCGCAAGAGCAUUUUGAAUGAUGUUUCUGGCAUGGCGGGGCGAACGGAUGACGAUCGCGGCGGUAUGUGCGCGCUCAUGGGCCCCUCUGGAGCUGGAAAGACGACUCUUUUGGAUAGGCUCUCCGGCCGACUUUCGUCGAAGCUCUACAAUAGUACCGGAAGCGUGUACAUUAACGGAAAACUCGCAUCGAUCGAAGAAAUUCGGGCCGCGAGCGGUUACGUCAUCGCCGAAGACGUUCUGCCGGGAACGGCGACAGUUUACGAGCACUUAAUGUUUCACGCGAAACUGCGUCUUCCGCGCGAAACCAGGGCGAGCACGAUUCGCAAGCGUGUGCGAGCUACCAUGCAGAUUCUCGGGAUCGAGAAGCUCGCUGACUCAUUCAUUGGCGAUCAGUUUCAACGCGGCAUUUCUGGUGGGGAAAAGCGCAGAGUCAGUAUUGCGACAGAGCUUCUGAUGAGUCCCGGUAUCAUGUUCUUGGAUGAGCCUACGACUGGGCUCGAUAGUACGAACGCGGCGAAGGUCGUGGACAUCCUAUCAGGACUUGGCGCGAUGGGGACGACGGUGCUGUUGAGUAUCCACCAGCCUCGUCCGGACAUUUUCCGUCUUCUGGACCGCGUGUUGGUUUUGAGUUCCGACGGUAACGUGGUCUACUCCGGGCCGUCUGCGCUCGCUAGUUCACAUUUCCACUCGAUGUCGUUCGUGAGUAUGUCGUCUUCCGAUCUACAUAUCGCAGACUACAUGCUGGACGUCGUGUUGAAGAGUCCGCGAUCGCAAGUGAAGCGCAUGGUGCGGGCAUUUGCGGAGAGUGACAUAGCGGCGUCAAACAAGGUAAUCCACACGCAGCUAUGCGCGCAGAGAUGCAGUGUCUCUCCUACUUUGAUGUCCAUAGAUGGUGACGAUGCGGAUGAUAUCGAAAAGAAGCACACCGCUACGUUCAAGACGCAGGUCAAGCUUCUUUGUGGGCGCCUUUUGCGGCAGAUGUACAGACAUCCUUUCUUGAUUUACGUCCACUUCAUCUCAUCUUUCGUCGUCGCAUGGGGCGUUGGUGGUAUUUUCUGGCAUAGUGGCUCGAACCAAGGAGGAAUUCAAAAUAGAAUGGGAAGUCUGUUCUUCAUAUUGCUGUUUUUGACGUUAAUGUCGCUGUCCUCGCUGCCGGUUUGGAAAGAAGAUCGGCUGCUCUUCAAAAGUGAGCGCGCGAGUCGUGUUUACAGCACAGAUGCUUACUUUGUGAGUAUGCUUCUGUUUGAUUUGCUUCCGAUGCGCGUGCUGCCCCCAUUCUUCUUUGGCUUCUUUUCAUAUGGUAUGAUCGGUCUGAACGAAGGCGGUGAGUGGAAUCUCCUUAAGUUUGUGUUCGUGCUGAUACUCACAAACAUUGUCGCAACGUGUCUCUGUAUGGCUGUCGGUGCUGCAAAUCGAAACGUUGCAGCUGCGAACAUGGUUGCGUCACUCUGCUUCCUGGGUGCUAUUCUUUUCGGUGGAUUUUUGCUGAAUAAGGACCACAUUCCAUGGUACGUCCGCUGGAUUGCAGACUUGAGUUUCAUCAAUCGCGGUUAUGAGGCGCUCAUGGUGAACGAGUUCGUCGACAAUCCCUUGACUUUCACCUUGACAGAAAGUUGGAGUAAUUCAAGCGCCGCGAGCGGUCAGAGGCUUCCAAAUCAAAUUCCAGUUCCCGGUGAAAAGGUUCUGUUCACUUUUGGAUUCCAUCCGUACCUUGCUCCGUGGGACGUCAGUUUUUUAAUCGUUGAAGGGGCGCUGUUCGCCUUCGGUUGCUACAUAUUUCUGAAGGCAACAUCCAAAGACUCGGACGCUUUUGAUGAAAGUGUCGAAAGUUCUGAGGGCACAGAUGAACAAGUGAUUGACCUGCAUGAUGUGUUUGCGGAUGCCGAUGAGGGAUUCUCGAUUCGCGCGGACGAUAGCUUGAUUUCGGAGAACACUGAGGUAAACGCGCUGUUCUCCAGCGCUCUAGACGAUGACGAUAUUUCUGAAUCUCUCAUCAUUGAGCGAGACGACGAACGAGUCGCGUAUAUCUUAUCUUGGAUCGACGUUGUUUGCACGUUAAAAUCGGGUCGUCGCGUUUUAAAGAACGUUACCGGCGUGGCUGGCCCCGUGAAUUUCAUUGCCGCACCACGCGACGGGCCGAUGACGCGUCUGGAACAACACGCCGAUCUUUUUGCCAUUCUUGGACCAUCCGGAGCUGGUAAGACAACUUUGCUCGACAUUCUUGCGGGAAGAGCACCUCGGACGCAUAUCAUACGAGGUGACAUUCGCAUUAACGGUCAACCAAUUGUCUCCUCACAAAUUCGGCGCUUGAGUGGAUACGUUACGCAAGACGAUGUGUUGCCUGGAAGCGCGACAGUUUACGAGCACUUAAUGUUUCACGCGAAGCUACGACUUCCGGGUAAUACGGCGGAUACGGACGUUCGCAAGCGUGUUGAGUCUACCAUGCAGAUUCUCGGGAUCGAGAAGCUCGCUGACUCAUUCAUUGGCGAUCAGUUUCAACGCGGCAUUUCUGGUGGGGAAAAGCGCAGAGUCAGUAUUGCGACAGAGCUUCUGAUGAGUCCCGGUAUCAUGUUCUUGGAUGAGCCUACGACUGGGCUCGAUAGUACGAACGCGGCGAAGGUCGUGGACAUCCUAUCAGGACUUGGCGCGAUGGGGACGACGGUGCUGUUGAGUAUCCACCAGCCUCGUCCGGACAUUUUCCGUCUUCUGGACCGCGUGUUGGUUUUGAGUUCCGACGGUAACGUGGUCUACUCCGGGCCGUCUGCGCUCGCUAGUUCACAUUUCCACUCGAUGUCGUUCGUGAGUAUGUCGUCUUCCGAUCUACAUAUCGCAGACUACAUGCUGGACGUCGUGUUGAAGAGUCCGCGAUCGCAAGUGAAGCGCAUGGUGCGGGCAUUUGCGGAGAGUGAUAUAGCGGCGAGCGCGUUGCUAAUCGCCGAUACUCUGACGAUUCGGUACGAGGAUUCUGAGAGCGAGCCGUUGAUAGUUCCAAAAUACGUCAGCUCAUACGCCAAGCAAGUUUGCCUGUUGACUCAAAGAAUCGCAAGUAUGACCUCCCGGCAUCCUUUCUUGCUGAUGCUGCACUUCGCGUCUACGGCUGCGUCUUCUUUUGCUCUCGGCAUCAUCUUCUGGAACUCUGGUCGAGACACCGGCGGGAUACAGAACCGCAUGGGUGCUCUGUUCUUCAUGAUUUUGUACCUUACUUUGAUGUCUUUAUCAUCCUUACCUAUAUGGAAGGAGGAUCAAGUACUGUUCCGUCGCGAGCGAGCGAGCGGAGUCUACGGUACAAAUGCGUACUUCACGGCCGUGAUUCUAUUCGACAUCGCCGUUUUACGAGUGAUUCCACCGUUAUUCUUCUCGAGUGUCACGUACUGGAUGAUGGGCCUUCACGCCACUCUCAUAAACGCGCUGUUCUGCGCAAUAGUGUUGAUCAUGACAAAUGUCGCCGCCGCUGCGCUUUGCAUGUGCGUGGGUAUUAUCAGCCCGAGCAACGCAUCCGCGAACGUGAUCGGCCUGCUAGCACUCUUAGUAUCCAUUCUAUGUGGUGGAUUCUUGCUUAAUAAGCAAGAUCCACACUCUGGAGGUUCCGUUGCCGUGACUUGGCUUGAGGAGUUGUCCUUCGUCAAUUACGCUUUUGAAGCGUUGUUGAUAAACGAGUUUCUUAACGCAGGAACGUUUUACUUCACGCCAAAACUCGUCGAUUCCAAGACGAGUCACAUGCCGGCGACCGAUGGAGGCAACCCUAUCAGGGUCCCCGUCGAUGGAAAAGAAGUUCUUAAAUUCUUCAGCUUCGGAGCGACACAAGACGUGAUGUUGUAUGAUAUGACCGUCCUCGCGGUCAUGGUCGUGGGCUACCUGUGGCUCGCGUUUGUUCUCUUAAAGGUGUCUCAGCGAGACGCCAUGUACUAG
Ostreococcus tauri is the source of this 5214-nucleotide messenger RNA. RefSeq names its product ABC transporter, conserved site. The record is from RefSeq and is a predicted model, not a curated record. The coding region runs from base 1 to 5214 and encodes 1737 amino acids. The transcript has a single exon. Gene Ontology annotation, cellular component: membrane. Gene Ontology annotation, molecular function: ATP hydrolysis activity; ABC-type transporter activity; ATP binding. NCBI's taxonomy places the organism in Eukaryota, Viridiplantae, Chlorophyta, Mamiellophyceae, Mamiellales, Bathycoccaceae.